GUUUCUAUACGUGUAAGUAGAUCCCCUGACUCAUUCCACCAUCUAACUCUUCCAUUUCACCUAUCUUUUCUUUUCCCUCUCUUUACGUCACAACUUGAUUGUGAAACUCAAACCUCCCCACCAUAUUCAAAUAACUUAGCAAAAAACCAAACUCCCCUUCUCUCUCUCUCUCUCUCUCUCUCUCUCUCUCUCUCUAAACUUUCCACAUGUAAGACCAAGACAAUUACAAAGUCUUUGUUCCACAAGUCCUCUUUAUUACUCUUCUUCUUCCUUCUACCUCUAUUCCCUAACUCCAAAAUACAAACUCCACAAUGAAACUCUGCAUGUUUUAUGUCUUGUUCAUUUUUCUAAGCUAUGUUCAUGUUCAAGGUCGUUUUGUUGUGGAGAAAAACAGCAUCACUGUUCUAUCACCACAUAAAAUAAGAGGUAAAAAAGAUGGUGCCAUAGGAAACUUUGGUCUACCAAAUUAUGGAGGAUAUAUUGUAGGAUCACUUGUUUAUCCACAAAAAGGCUCUCAUGGUUGUGAAGAUUUUGAAGGUGAUAAGCCUUUCAAGUUUCGAUCUUAUCGUCCAACUAUUGUUCUUCUUGAUCGUGGAGACUGUUAUUUUGCCUUAAAGGUAUGGCAUGCUCAACAAGCUGGAGCUGCAGCAGUUUUAGUAGCAGACAGCAUUGAUGAGACACUGAUAACAAUGGAUUCACCCGAGGAGAGCACUGAUGCCGACGGCUACAUAGAGAAGAUUGUAAUUCCAUCAGCUCUAAUAGACAAAUCCUUUGGUGAUUCAUUAAAGGACUCAUUAAACAACAAAGAUGAAGUUUUGCUAAGAAUAGAUUGGAGGGAAUCAGUACCUCACCCUGAUAAUCGAGUCGAGUACGAGUUCUGGACCAACAGCAAUGACGAAUGUGGUGCUCGUUGCGAUGAACAGAUGAAUUUUGUGAAGAAUUUCAAAGGUCAUGCUCAGAUUCUUGAGAGAGGCGGAUAUACAUUGUUCACUCCGCAUUAUAUAACAUGGUUUUGUCCACAGCCAUUUGUUGAAAGUAGUCAAUGCAAGUCUCAAUGUAUAAAUCGCGGAAGAUAUUGCGCGCCGGAUCCAGAGAAAGAUUUUGGUGAAGGAUAUGAAGGGAAGGAUGUAGUUUAUGAGAAUUUGAGGCAGCUUUGUGUCCAUAGAGUAGCAAACGAGAGUAACCGUUCGUGGGUCUGGUGGGAUUAUGUAACUGAUUUUCAUGUUAGAUGUUCUAUGAAGGAGAAAAAAUACAGCAAAGAUUGUGCUGAAGAUGUCAUGAAAUCAUUAGAUCUUCCGAUCGAGAAAAUUAAGAAAUGUAUCGGUGAUCCUGAAGCUGAUGUAGAGAAUGAAGUGCUAAAGAUUGAACAAACAGCACAGAUUGGAGGAGGAUCUCGUGGCGACGUCACCAUUUUGCCAACAUUGGUCUUAAACAAUGUCCAGUAUAGAGGAAAAUUGGAGAGAACAUCUGUCUUGAAGGCUAUAUGUGCUGGAUUUAAGGAGACUACUGAACCUCAAGUUUGUUUAAGUGGAGAUAUUGAAACUAAUGAGUGUCUCGAAAGAAAUGGUGGAUGCUGGCAAGAUAGAAGUGCUAAUGUAACUGCUUGCAAGGAUACUUUUAGGGGAAGAGUUUGUGAGUGUCCUAUUGUGAAGGGAGUUCAGUAUAAGGGUGAUGGUUAUACAACAUGUGAAGCUUUUGGACCUGCAAGAUGUGCUUUAAACAAUGGAGGUUGUUGGUCAGAAACUAGAAAUAAGAUAACUUUCUCGGCUUGCUCAGAAUCCAAGGUAAAUGGCUGCCACUGUCCAGUUGGAUUUCUUGGAGAUGGCAACAAAUGUGACGAUGUUGAUGAAUGUAAGGAAAGAAGUGCUUGUCAGUGUGAUGGUUGCAGCUGUAAGAACACUUGGGGUAGUUAUGAUUGUAAGUGCAAAGGAAAUCUUCUAUAUAUCAAGGAACAAGAUAUUUGUAUUGAAAGAAGUGGAUCAAAAUUUGGAAAGGUCAUCGCCUUUGUGGUCAUAGCAGUUGUUGUCGGAGCUGGUCUAGCCGGUUACGUAUUCUACAAAUAUAGACUCCGGUCUUACAUGGAUUCUGAGAUUAUGGCUAUCAUGUCACAAUACAUGCCACUGGACCAGCAAAAUAAUGUAGUUCACGCUGAAUCUGAGCCUUUACGACAACAAGGAACGGUGUAAGCAAAAGACAUAUUAAGCUGAUAAUAGACAAGAAAUCCCGUUGAAAAGUAGCAUCCACGUGAGACAAGAUUGGCUAUAUUUGCUUUUGAGUUCACUUCACUGCAAAGGAAAAUUCAGAAUUUUUACCAUAGGAUACUUACAUAAACGAUUUUACACAUAUAGAAGUUUCUUCCAUAGAAUAAUGAUAUCCAAUUUUCACAGUUUGUAAAUAGAUCUAUUGAGAUUGAUGUAAAUGAACACAUCCAUCAUCCAUCAUUGAGAUGUUAAUACAAAACAUGUUACCAUCGAUGCUUUUUUUGGUCCCUAUGA
Messenger RNA from Trifolium pratense (red clover), 2495 nucleotides. Its product is annotated as vacuolar-sorting receptor 6-like. The transcript has 13 exons. Bases 312 to 2186 code for a protein of 624 amino acids. Gene Ontology annotation, molecular function: calcium ion binding. The record is from RefSeq and is a predicted model, not a curated record. Lineage: Eukaryota; Viridiplantae; Streptophyta; Magnoliopsida; Fabales; Fabaceae.